AUGGGAGGGAGAGAGGGGGGAGAAGGACUUACCGGGCUGCCUAGAGACUCUUUAGGCCCAUUUAUGACGGAUAACGGAAACCCCCCUCGUAUUACCGCGACUGCUGGCACGAGUUGGCUGGAUCAAGGUUGCCCUCAUUGUCCAAAAUUCCCCACUGCUGCCGACCCUCGGUCGGGUGGCCCUUGUUUCAGUGCCACUGUGACUGAUUACCCUUUCAGGCCAGCUAUGGUUCAUCGACUUGGUAGGCCGUUACCUCCACCAACUAUCUAUUCCAAUAAAGGCCCAUCUUCAGUCGAAAAGCUUCCUUUUACGGCAUUAAACCGAAGCUGA
Molecule: messenger RNA, 330 nt
Organism: Cetraspora pellucida
Lineage: Eukaryota; Fungi; Glomeromycota; Glomeromycetes; Diversisporales; Gigasporaceae
Source: the annotation of a GenBank genome assembly